Molecule: messenger RNA, 2463 nt
Organism: Saccharomycodes ludwigii
Lineage: Eukaryota; Fungi; Ascomycota; Saccharomycetes; Saccharomycodales; Saccharomycodaceae
Exons: 1
Coding region: 1-2463 (820 amino acids)
Source: RefSeq, a predicted model, not a curated record
AUGUUAAUCUCUAUUUUUUAUUAUUGUUAUUAUGCUAAUAAUAAUGGGACUUUUGGAUCAAUACGAUUUUCGUCUUUAUUUAUGCUAGUGUUUUCAUUUUUAGUUCUCCUAAACACCACACCAGUUUUGGCAGAUAUCUUCGAUUCGCAGGGUUGUUAUAAAUUAAGUGAUGUACAGCAAUAUUUAACAAGUAAGGGAGAAUAUAUUUAUCAAAGUGUGGGUUGGUGUGAAGAACAAUGUGAUGGGGAAAGCAUUUUGGGGUUAUUGGAUGGUGGAACAUGUUACUGUGGUUCGUCAGCUGAGUUUUUGACCGAGCUACAAAGUGUUGACUCGACUAAUUGUAAUGUUGGUUGUAAUGGGUAUCCUCAACAAAUGUGUGGUGGUGAUGGAUAUUUAAAUAUUUAUGUUAAUGCUAAUGAUUUGGGACAACUACAGGAUACUAUUAGUAGUACUUCUACACUUACUUCUUCAACUUCUGCCAGUAGUACUUCCACACUUAUUUCUUCAACUUCUACCAGUAGUAUCUCUACACCUACUUCUUCCACCUCCACUUCCAAUUAUUAUUCUUCUCAGAUUUUAACUAGUUCCGCUCAAUACAAUUAUUUAACUACCAGUGUACUCAGUUCCUCUUCUUCCAUUUCUAAUAUUGUUAGUUCUAUUUAUUUUUCUGCCAGUUCCAGUGGUAUUAGUUCCGAUAUUGAUAGUAUUUCCAGUGUAUUAUAUACGAGUUCUAAUUUUAACCCUGUUACGUCAACUAUUUUAAGUUAUAGUAGCACUGCUAGUACUAGCUCGAAUAUUCCAAGUACUUCUAGUGUGUCAACUGUACUAAGUAUUUCCAUCACGGUAAGUUCUUCAAGCGUACAAAGUAGUUCAAUUUCAUCAAUUAUGACAAGUUCAACUUUACUACUUACACAAAGCAUAAUAUCUACUAGUUCUGCAAGCUCUGUUGUUCCCACAAGUUCUAUUAUUUCUACAAGCUCUGUUGUUCCCACAAGUUCUAUUAUUUCUACAAGUUCUAUUAUUUCUACAAGUUCUAUUAUUUCUACAAGUUCUACUAUUCCUACAAGUUCUAUUAUUCCUACAAGUUCUAUUAUUCCUACAAGUUCUAUUAUUCCUACAAGUUCUAUUAUUCCUACAAGCUCUACUACUUCUACAAGUUCUAUUAUUCCUACAAGCUCUACUACUUCCACAAGCUCUACUACUUCCACAAGCUCUACUACUUCCACAAGCUCUACUACUUCCACAAGUUCUACCACUUUGCCUCAAUCUAUGAGAUCAUCCACUACAAUUAUUCCCAAAUUAACUACAGAAAUAAUCACCUCCCGUGUAAUAACCACCUUAUCACAUAGUAUAAACACAAAUAACGAUGGUGCAAAUAACAACAUUACCACCUCCGGCAACAAUGCACCUGUGACCUCAUAUAUUGUGAUCACAGAAACGAGAUCUGUUCAACCAACAAAUGCAGGGGCAUCAUCAAAUACUGCUGUUGCUAUGAAUGGAUAUAAUAGCAACGGUAAAUCAACAUCAGUAUCUAAAUCCAUAAGUACUGGUGCUAUCGUUGGUAUUGUUGUUGGCGUAGUUGUUGGUAUUUUAAUAUUAUCAUGUAUAUUGUUUAUUUUGUGGUAUAGGCACCAUAAGAAGAACGAAAAACCCGAUUUAGAAGAAACCAAACAGUAUCAGCCUUAUUCAUUUGGAUUGCCACCACAAGAUGAUGAAGUCGCUAGUAAUAUCACUACCAAUAGUAGUAGUAAUACUGCCAGUUUCAACAAUAAUGGUAAAUCUACGAGUGAUGGUGCAACAAGCGGUAAAAGACUGGAUAGUUUCAAGAUCAUGGGAUUUGCAAGAGGUAAUAGUAAAAACAAUACCAUGGGAAGUAAAGGAUCUUUUGCGUCUAGACUAAGAAAUAAGGCGUCUGUUGAUGGUGAUGGUGAUGGUAAUGGUACCAAUAACAUGCACAACAACCACGCUUUGAUUGCACCAAUUAUAGCCGAAGAAUUUAGAGACGAUGAUGACGACGAAGGCUACGAAAAUAAUAUUAAUAAUAAUAAUGAUAGUUCCAAUGAUGAUACCAAUUUCCACGACUCUUCCACCACAAGGUCUUCAAGUAUGAUUGGAAGUGGUGAAAAGAAUGAUAUUAAUCAUAGCACUAAAAAGGCCAAUAAAGCAGAUGCAGGGGAAGAUAAUGAAGAGGAAAUCGAAAUCGACGACCAUUAUACUGAUUUGGACCUUGGUAAUAACGAUAGAAGAAUUUCUUCAUUUGAAGAAGUAUUUCAUGAUUAUAACCCAUACCAUAAUGAUUCCAAUGAUGAGCUAGAUGACAAUGAAAUUGAGGACUACGAUGACGAUGAUAAUUAUGAUGAAGACGACGACGAAAGUUAUAAUCGUGGAAGCGGUGGUGCUUUGAAAGUUAUUAAUCCAGAUGUGAGAUAUAGCAAAUAUAGUAGGAGUAGUAGGAUGGGAUGA